Molecule: messenger RNA, 1272 nt
Organism: Pseudo-nitzschia multistriata
Lineage: Eukaryota; Bacillariophyta; Bacillariophyceae; Bacillariales; Bacillariaceae
Source: the annotation of a GenBank genome assembly
UACUCGAAGGGCGAGUGUGACAGAAAACAACACUGGCUUCAAGUCUAAUGCGAAAGUCUCAGUCUCCACCUUCAAUCUGUAAAGCAAUAGAGAGGACUACGAAACCCAAACCAUGGUGGUCACCAUUGAUCAAUUUGCGGGGAGCGGUAGGUCUCUGCUUUGUUCAUGGCGAAAUAUGCUAGCUAUCGUUCACGCGGUUCUGAUAUUUCUGUCCCUCUGGUAUUGUAAGCUGGUGUAUUGGAACGCUUCCGAAGUUUGUUAUGUCGAUCCGUGCUACGAGGGCCCUGGCCUGGARGAACUGUGGAAGGUCAACAAGGGUGUUUCCUUUACGGGAGCUUCCUCCGGAAUCUUUGCUCUAGCGCAUGCCGUGCUAGGUUACGUUUUAUUUGCAAGGAUAAGUUCAGAGGAAUCGUCUUCUUUGCUAGAGCACGCCCAUUUUGUGGUCGGGAUUUUUGCCGGUGCUACCCUUUGUGCUUCGCUCUUGUCGCUCAAUAUGGUCUACGUUUGGGGUGCCGAAACGAAUCUCAUGAUCAAUCUUUCGAAACUGAAGGAAUCCAACUCCAUCUUCGAGGAAAGCGACCGCCAUAUGCUGGUGGUACACUCAUUGAUCGGGACUUUUUUGAGACUAUCGACGCUAAGUUCGGCUCUCUGCUUUUUCCAAUUGGUGGUCCUGGUGCAGCUGUUGUCCGCUCGGAAGGAAUUCACACGUUAUUUUCGUCUACUUGCAACUGGAGAAUUUGAUCGCAGCAGYGAGACGAUACCCCUGCGGUCCAUGAGCACAACGCCAACAGAUGGUACUAGAUCUUUUUCCGACCAAUCCAAUUCUCAAUCAACGCUGAUGGUUUGACAGUAACGAACAAGGAAGCAAAACAGCAGGCUCUUUUUCCAAUAUGUUAGACCGUAGGGAAGUKGCAGAACAAUUUUGACUCUUACAUACUCUGUAUGUGGACGGGACUCUAAUUCCGAACGAUGAUGUGCACGUAACAGCAGAGGGGGGAAUGGCUCCUUUUAUGCUGGUGGUGGUGCAACUGAGACACAAGAACACUGAGUCCUCCAGGACCAUGUAGGACUUUUUAAUGAAAUCAUGGCCCAAAAGUUUGUGUGUUAUUUGUGCUAUAUUAUUCUUGGAUUGUUUGAUGGGUUAUUCACCCAUUCUUUCAUACCAUGAUGUUCUUCCAUUGGUUUUCUGUGUAUUGAGAACCCAGGAAUUCCACCUACCGUACAUACCUUCAAAACAUGGGUUAUUUCGUCGAAAAAAUAACCGACGCAAUG